AUGUUGUCAUUUGUGCAAGACAGCCAUCUUGGAGUGCCAGAAGACGACAUCUGGAAAAGCAGCGGAAUGGCCAGUCCAGCAAAAGUGCAAAAAGACGGCGAUGACGCGGUGGAAGGGUUCAUCCAUGACGUGUCACCGAGAAAGCAAUCUAGAAACAGCUCUUCGUUUUUCACAGCCGUUCUACAAAGCGCUCGACAUGAAUACCAUAGAGUGGUCGUUUUUGCGAUGGACAAGCAAUCCGUUUUCAGUCAGGCUGAAAAGAACGGCAACGCAGUUAAACUGCUGAACGUCAGGCGCAGCUUAAGCUUCUCUGAUCCGGACGGAUACGACGUUUUAUGCUCCCGUGCGACCAAAGUGGAGGUUACCAGGCUGCCGUUUCUGCGUCACUCGCCGCCAGGCUGCAAAAGGAUGAGUGUAGCGGAGGUGAAGGCUCUUGGCCCAAAGCAGAAGGUAGGAGAGGUCCGUGGGAAGGUUCGAGUACACAGUUCCUUAAGCAGAAUGGUGACGGUCCGAGGCUCGGACGUUGAGCUCAAAGAAGUAGUAAUCUGCGAUGGGACGGGCGAGAUCAGCGUGACGUUGUGGGACAGCUACGUUAACCAGGCUGAGGGCGGCAAGUCGUAUGCAUUUAAGAACUUGUGUACGAGAGAAAGAGAUGGGAGCAUCCGUCUGUGUACCGGCCCGGGAAGCACCAUCGAGCAGAUCGCAGAUUUGGGAAGUUCCACACGGGGAAGGUGGCGAGGAGGAGGACGGAUCAAAGGCGCUUUUCAGCGCCACUUUAAAGGGCAUCGACGUCGUGAUUCAGCGAAAGUGUUCCAGCUGUCAGUUUAA
This is a messenger RNA of Cyprinus carpio (common carp), 828 nucleotides long. RefSeq lists its product as uncharacterized. The record is from RefSeq and is a predicted model, not a curated record. Lineage: Eukaryota; Metazoa; Chordata; Actinopteri; Cypriniformes; Cyprinidae.